GUAUUGGUUAAUAUGUCAAAUUUCUUGGCGGCAUGUUUGGCGCUUAAUUUUUGAUGCUAUUUUGCAGGUUAUGUUAUUAAUUUCAAUAUUUUUUAAAUAAAAUUAUCGAAUUAGAAAAAUAUGAAUGUUUCUCUAUCAAAUAAUCGUUUUAACAACUCACAAAUUUUGGAAAGAAGUUUAACGAUAAAUAAAAUUAAACGGUCUAUGAAACAAGAGGUUAUAUGGGGAACUUUGAAUUUCGCCAUACUAUCUAUUAUUUUAUACGAUUUAAAUGAAUCUUGCCCUUCAAAUGCGAGUUACUUUCGUUAUGGUGAAUAUAUACUUGUAAUAUGCUUAACGAUUAAUUUAUUUUACUAUCUUAUAAAAAUAAUAAAAGUAUCUUUAACAUAUCCAGAACCCUUGAUAAUUAAUGAAGCACAAAAGAAAUUAUUAGGUGUUAAGGACUCCGACCCUAAUUAUAAAGUAAUUCAAACCCCGGUUAAAAAUGGUACCCCUCAAAACAGUAGCACUCCAUUUAAUAUUACCCUAAGUAGAAAUAUUUCUCAAUACGAAAACGAUAGUUUGAAUUAUUCAAUGUCUUCCCCAUCAUGGACCUACAUAAAAGGUACUUCCGACUUAAAUUCUAGUAAAUUUUCACCUAAACGAUCCCCAGUAACACAGCAGACUCCCGUUAAAUCUUCAUUUAGAGAUGUUUCGUCAAUGGAAUUAAUUGAAGAUGAAGAUUCUUUGAACAAAUAUUUAAAAGAACAUGAAGAAAAUGAGAAAGCUAAUAAAUUGACUAGCAAACAAGAACAUUCAUCAAAUUUACUGAGUUCAUUUUGGAGUCAUCCAGUAACACAAACUGCAAAAGAUGUAUCUGAAUUUCUCAAAAAAUGCCAGUAUCAACUAUCAACUCAAUCUCCUAAUAAGAUAUCCGGUAGUCCUAAUUUAAAAAGCGAUGAUAAAUCUUCUAGUCCAGCUCAAGUUUCUGCUCUUGAGGUUUGGACUCGUAUUAACGUUGAUAGUGUAGCUCUAACACAGUGGAAUGAAAAUAUAAGAAAAUGGAUUUCUCAAACGAUUUUAGAACGUUUAGUAACAGAAUUUGACAGAGUUACAGCUGCUUUAGACAAACACGGUUUGUCCGAUGUAAAAAUUGGAGCCGUUGGACUAGAUCGCUUAAGAAAAACGGCACAAACUGCUUCGGUAGCACAAUUUAUACCAUCUUUACCUGCCUUGAUACCAUUUUUGGAGGUCACUAGUAAUCAAGAAUAUCUAGAGAGAAGAAUAAGAGAUUUAACUAAAGGAGGUUGUAUGAGCGAGUUCAAAUGGAAUAGUGGAGGAAGGUAUGGUGGUAAAGAAUGGGAUGAAUCCUUACCAACAGAUUGUGCAGUCAUAAUGCACCUUUUGGCAUCUUAUUUGGAUACUCAACUUAUGCCUCUACCGAAUAUGCCUGAUACAAAAGCCUUUAGUGGACACCAUUAUUUGAAAAUUACAGAUAAAGUACCCGUUUUAACAGGAAAUAGUUUAUUUAUACAGGAAGUUAGUGAAAAACCGCCUCAUUAUAGAGUAGUUGUAGCCGGAAAGACUUACGAAAUGGUUAAAGGUUACAACAAUUUGUUCCAUAGCAUAUUAUUUUUUAUUUAUCACGUAAACAAAAUGGAACACGGAAUGCUGGGAAGAGUUAACUUGGGAAGAGCUGGCGUUAAUAUCCUGUGGGUUAUCGACCAAUAAAAAUGACUUUUUUAUAGAUAAAUAUGAUGUAUUAAUAAUUAAUUAAACUGUCAAAAAAUGAAAUUAAA
Messenger RNA from Diorhabda carinulata, 1778 nucleotides. Its product is annotated as transmembrane protein 209. Gene Ontology annotation, cellular component: membrane. NCBI's taxonomy places the organism in Eukaryota, Metazoa, Arthropoda, Insecta, Coleoptera, Chrysomelidae. The record is from RefSeq and is a predicted model, not a curated record. The transcript has 9 exons. Bases 121 to 1710 code for a protein of 529 amino acids.